UCCAUUCUUCAAGUUAUAAAAAAGACCAGCAUGGGUAAGAGCAAGAGCAGAACCGCCAGCAAGGCGCCCGGGUCAUGGCUCAAGAGCACUGCCGAAGAGCCGGUGGCCACGAAAGCAAAAACCAAGCACCAGCGGCCAAAAACUAUGGCCGAGCUUGCCGACAAGCAUCAGCUGUACCAGCAAGCAGUGCAGAAGCCGCGCAAGGAGGUGCGCAAUUUGGAUACCAUCUACCGUAAGCUCUGUACACAGCAUCUGGACCACGCAACAAAAAAGCGGCCAGCGAAUCAGAGCCCGGGCGAAUCGUCCGACUCUGGUCUCGACGAUCCGCUGCAUGGUCACCGGCGACAUGCGCUGACCAUGCGCGAGGAUUUCUGCGGCACAGCGGUUCUGUGUGCCGAGUGGGUCCGCACUGAUUCGUCGCCCGAGCGCUGUGCGUACGGCGUGGAUAUCGACAAGAAUGUAAUCGACUAUGCCAUGGAACACACGGUUGGUGGAGCUGGCCACCACGAAUCGUCGCUUGGCUCACGAAUCAAACUGGUAUGCGCUGAUGUAAUGGCGGUAAAGGGCAGCGGAUCUGCAAGCGAGGAGCUGCAUAGACUCAGCCUGCCGCGCGUCGACAUCAUCGCCUCGCUCAACUAUGCUAUGUGCUAUUUCCACCAGCGCCAAGAUCUGAUCCGGUACUUGAAGCACAGUCUGAAGAACCUGAACGACUUUGGUCUCUUGUUUUGUGAUAUCUUUGGGGGUGUCGAAGCGACCAAAUCGGGCAUCAGCAAUAUCCGCGACUUGGGUAGCUUCAAGUAUUACUUCCACCAGCACAGUUACGACCUGAUGAGCAACACCAUUCGCUUCUCGCUCGGAUUCAAGAUGCGCGAUGGGUCGGUGCUCAAAAACUGCUUCAGCUACGAGUUUCGCGUCUACACAAUAUCAGAUCUCAAGGAGGCGAUGCUGGAGGCUGGGUUCGACGAUGUCAGUGUGUGGAUCAGUCCGCGCACCAAGGACGGUGAUGAAGAAAGCGACGAGGAUAAAAACAGUGAUAGUAGCGAGGAAACUGACGGAGAGGCCAGUUCCUGCGAGGAUGAGGGCAAGGAUGCAAGUGAUGACAGCCAUGGCCAUAGUAGCUCUGGCCAAGGCGACUUUGAGGCAUUCACCGAAAUGAAGACCCGAAUGGAAAUGCCCUAUGCGUUCAACGCCUACAUCGUCGGCAUCAAGCUCCCAAAGUCGCGUUAAAUGGUAGUAUAUCCUUAAUUAUC
Molecule: messenger RNA, 1250 nt
Organism: Linderina pennispora
Lineage: Eukaryota; Fungi; Kickxellomycota; Kickxellomycetes; Kickxellales; Kickxellaceae
Exons: 1
Coding region: 31-1227 (398 amino acids)
Source: RefSeq, a predicted model, not a curated record